Molecule: messenger RNA, 1089 nt
Organism: Ailuropoda melanoleuca (giant panda)
Lineage: Eukaryota; Metazoa; Chordata; Mammalia; Carnivora; Ursidae
Gene: PQBP1
Product: polyglutamine binding protein 1
Exons: 7
Coding region: 230-1027 (265 amino acids)
Biological process (GO): alternative mRNA splicing, via spliceosome
Cellular component (GO): cytoplasm; nuclear body
Molecular function (GO): ribonucleoprotein complex binding; protein binding
Source: RefSeq, a predicted model, not a curated record
AGCAGUCUUUGGGGGACGUUGGGUGAGCCCAUUCCUGGGGCGCGGGGGAACUGAGCUGGGCCUCUUCGGCGGUGGGCGGAGCCUGGGCCUGGGAGGGGAACUGGGUCCUGAACACCAGCCUCGAGGCGGGGGUCGGUGGGAGUUUGGGUAGCAUUGCACCAAUCUUCCACCUUUUCGCGCAUAGGUUCCAUCCAGCCCUCUAUUGGUGCAGGUCUGUCUGCUAUCCACUAUGCCGCUGCCUGUUGCGUUGCAAACCCGCUUGGCCAAGAGAGGCAUUCUCAAACAUCUGGAGCCCGAACCAGAGGAAGAAAUCAUUGCCGAGGACUACGAUGAUGACCCUGUGGACUAUGAGGCCACCCGGUUGGAGGGCCUGCCACCUAGCUGGUACAAGGUGUUUGACCCUUCCUGUGGGCUCCCUUACUACUGGAAUGUGGACACAGAUCUUGUGUCCUGGCUUUCCCCACACGACCCCAACUCCGUCGUUACCAAAUCCGCCAAGAAGCUCAGGACCAGUAAUGCAGAUGCUGAGGAGAAGUUGGACCGGGGCCACGAGAAGUCGGACCGGGGCCACGAGAAGUCGGACCGGGGCCAUGAGAAGUUGGACCGGGGCCACGAGAAGUCGGACCGGGGCCACGAGAAGUCGGACAGAGACCGAGAGCGUGGUUAUGACAAAGUGGACAGAGAGAGAGAGCGCGACAGGGAUCGGGAUCGGGACCGUGGGUAUGACAAGUCGGACCGGGAAGAGAGCAAAGAACGGCGCCAUCAUCGCCGGGAGGAGCUGGCUCCCUACCCGAAGAGCAAGAAGGUGGCAAGCCGGAAGGAUGAAGAGUUAGACCCCAUGGACCCCAGCUCAUACUCAGAUGCACCCCGGGGCACAUGGUCAACAGGACUCCCCAAGCGGAAUGAGGCCAAGACAGGCGCAGACACGACAGCAGCGGGGCCCCUCUUCCAGCAGCGCCCCUACCCAUCCCCGGGGGCUGUGCUCCGGGCCAACGCUGAGGCCUCCCGAACCAAACAACAAGACUGAGCCUCCCUGCCACCCCACUGCCACCAGGGGUUUUUAAUAAAAGCUUUUCAUUGGAUCGUGCC